Molecule: messenger RNA, 636 nt
Organism: Triticum dicoccoides
Lineage: Eukaryota; Viridiplantae; Streptophyta; Magnoliopsida; Poales; Poaceae
Exons: 2
Coding region: 1-636 (211 amino acids)
Biological process (GO): defense response to other organism
Cellular component (GO): plasma membrane; plasmodesma
Source: RefSeq, a predicted model, not a curated record
AUGGUCUUCUGGCAGAAGCGCGGGUGGGGCUGCGGGUGCACCUGGACCAAGGUUGCCCUCUGGUUGGCGUUCCUGCUCCUCGCCGGGGGCCUCAUCGUCCCCUUCGUCGUCAUCAAGCCGCCGACCGCCACCGCCGACUACGGCUUCCUCACCCGCUUCGAGCUCUCCCCGUCCCCAAACUCCACGGCGAAGAAGCCGCUCCUCCAGCUCCUGUCGUACAACGCCAUGGUGCACAUUGCCCUGCCCAACCCCAACCUGUACCGGGGCAUCACGUGUCGCGCCCUCGCGGCCCUCUCCUUCAACGGCACCCGCUUCGACGAGUCCAGUGCCGUGGGGGUGGAGGACCUCUACCUUGACGCACAGGAGGAGAAAACGGUGCGCCUCGAGGUCGCCGGGGUCGACCGCAAGCUGCCGGCGGCCGGUGCGGCGGAGUUCGCCAGGCAGAAGGAGGCCGGCACGUUCGAGGUGGAGGUGCGGCUGGACGCGGUGGUGCGGUACGACAUGGCCCGCAAGACGUGGUGUCCGCUGGAUAUCAUCUGCCCGCUCCGGCUGCAGCUCGUCGACGUCGCCGCCAUCACCUUCAACUUCGAGAAGACCAAGUGCACCAUCCUCAGGGUCAAUAUCUCCGGCUGCUAG